AUGCCGGAAACACUCACCCACAAGGCGCCUGCUUGGCUCACCGAGGAAAACGUGGAGAAGAAGCUGCGAGUCUACUUCAAGGACGAGUCCCUGCACGUGGAACAGCUUGAGAUCAAGCCGGCAAUAGGCAAUGGGGAGAACUACGCCAGUGUGAUGACUCGUAUCAAUGUGGAGUACACUACGAAGGACUCGCAGGUUGCGGAGUUUGCAACAUUCCUGGUAAAAACCACCUUAGCCGACAAGGAUCCGGCCUCUGACUUGUUCUCGGAAUAUGGGAUCUACACCCGAGAAAUGGACAUGUACAAGCAGAUUCUGCCCCAUCUGGCAGAUUUGGUUAAGGAGGAUAUUGGGGAAUCUCGGAAGAUGUUCGCUGGCACUGUAGAUGUGGAUCGAGCAAGGAACUCAAUUAUCUUCGAGGACCUUUCGCUGGAGAAGUAUAAGGUGGCCUGUCGUCUUAAGAAAUUGGAUCUAGAACACACCCAUCUGGUUCUUGAGAAGCUGGCAAGAUUCCAUGCCUCCGGAGCAGCUUUGGCUGAACGUCAGCCUGGAAUCUUUGACAAAAACUACGAUCGAGGGUUCUUCAACAAACACACUAGACGUUACGAACACAUCAUGACGUCCCUCCUCAAGGCUUUGUCCCGCUCUUUAGAGUUGAAUCAAGAUCUUAAAAAGCGUUAUCAAGCUAAGAUCGAUAGUCUAAUCAAUCGUUUAAUGGAUUAUGGUGAGCGAUCGGCAACCGUUAAUCCGGGAGAUUUCGCGACUUUAACUCAUGGCGAUCUGUGGACCAGUAACGUUAUGUUCCAGUACGACGGAAAGGGUCAUCCCACCAACGCAAUCUUCAUUGACUUCCAGUUUAGUGUGUGGAACUCUCCGUUUAUUGAUUUGCACUACUUCUUCUCCACUUCGAUCCAAGAAGAUCUCCGUCUGCAUCAUCAGCCGGCGUUGGUGCAAUUCUAUUACAACAACCUAGUGGAGGCUCUAAAGAAACUAAGGUUUUCUGGACACAUUCCUAGUUUGUUUGAAUUCCAGCAGCAGUUUCGGGCCAAAGCAUUCUACGCUGCAUUUGCUUCCUUGGUUUUUGCACCCACUAUGGUGUACACCGGCAAGGAGGAGGCGUCCGUAGAGCAGAUUAUAUCUACGAGCGAGCAGGGAUUACGGUUCAAGGAUUCUCUUUAUCAAUCUGAGUAUAUGCAAAAGUUUCUGCUCUCCACAUUGCCGUUUCUUGAUCAGUUUGGAUUGUUAGAUGAAAUGUAA
Messenger RNA from Drosophila serrata, 1254 nucleotides. RefSeq lists its product as uncharacterized. Lineage: Eukaryota; Metazoa; Arthropoda; Insecta; Diptera; Drosophilidae. The record is from RefSeq and is a predicted model, not a curated record.